Molecule: messenger RNA, 1206 nt
Organism: Chlorella variabilis
Lineage: Eukaryota; Viridiplantae; Chlorophyta; Trebouxiophyceae; Chlorellales; Chlorellaceae
Exons: 11
Coding region: 42-929 (295 amino acids)
Biological process (GO): translation; ribosomal large subunit assembly
Cellular component (GO): cytosolic large ribosomal subunit; ribosome
Molecular function (GO): structural constituent of ribosome; 5S rRNA binding
Source: RefSeq, a predicted model, not a curated record
ACCUGGACUAUCCAGGCAGCCAGAGGGCACGAGUUGGCACGAUGGCGCUGACGAAGGUGCAGAAGGGCUCAGCGUACUUCUCCCGCUACCAGGUGAAGUACAAGCGGCGGCGGGCCGGCAAGACCGACUACCGCGCCCGCCUGCGGAUGUGCACCCAGGACAAGAACAAGUACAACACGCCCAAGUACAGGCUGGUGGUGCGCUUCACCAACCGCACCGUGGUGUGCCAGGUGGCGUACGCCACCAUGGCCGGCGACAAGGUCAUCUGCGCGGCGUACAGCUCCGAGCUGCCGCGCUACGGCCUGAAGGUGGGCCUCACCAACUACGCCGCCGCCUACUGCACCGGCCUGCUGGUGGCGCGCCGCAUGCUCAACAAGCUGGGGCUGGACAAGCACUACGAGGGCAACACCGAGGAUGUGGGUGAGGACUACAAUGUGGAGGCCGAGGACGACGCGCCCCGCCCCUUCCAGUGCAUCCUCGACGCCGGACUCAAGCGCACCUCCACCGGCUCCAAGGUGUUUGCCGCGCUCAAGGGCGCGCUGGACGGCGGCCUGGACAUCCCUCACAACGAGAAGCGCUUUGUGGGCUUCGACCCCGACUCCAAGGAGUUUGACGCCGAGGUGCUGCGCAAGUACAUCUACGGCGGUCACGUGGGCGAGUACAUGGAGGAGAUGCAGGAGGAGGACCCUGAGAAGUACACCGCGCACUUUGCCGAGUACCUCAAGGCGGGGCUGGAGUCUGACGACCUGGAGGACAUGUACACCAAGGUGCACGACGCGAUCCGCGCCGACCCCGCGCCGCAGCUCAAGGCCCGCAGCAAGCCCGCGGAGUCCAAGCGGUGGAAGGAGGUGAAGCUGACGUAUGAGCAGCGCAAGGACAAGCUCAAGGCGAAGCUGUCGGAGCUGAUGGCCGGGGAGGACGACGAGUGAAGAAAGAGCCGGGAAGGGGUUUUGACCGGCGGUCAACGGCCGACGCGCGGCCGGCGGCCGGCACCCCGCGCCAAGGUUUCGGGCGGCGGCUAGACCCAGAAAAAGCCGGCGCGAUGCAGCAGCCAGGCCGCGGUGGCGCCCUCCCCUGGAGCCGGAGUCUCAGGAUGGGCCCGUGCGCGGCGGUGGCAGAGUUCAGGGGCCGGGGGCGCGGCGCUGCCUGCGCACCCCACCCCUGCCUUGCCUGCCUUGCCCUCUUGUAAGGCAAACACACCCGCAA